AUGGAAAAAAUUAAGGAAAGUCAAGAUAGCCUUUUUCUGGCGACAGAAAAGCACAUAGAGAAGUUACACGACCAAUUGGAUAACCUAUCGAGACAGAACCAAAACAUGAAGGGAGAUUUAAAGCAGAAAAGUAUUCAGAUUAUUGCCCUCGAGUCACAAAUAGAUCUAGAUGAUGCACCUGGGAAAAAUAAUCGAGGGAAUGACCCUAUUGAGGAAUUCGAACAGAAAACAUUAUGCAGAACAAGCGGAGAUAUGACAAAGGAUAAGCAACCCUUCUUCGAUCUGAACAGACAAUUAGACAAUUUCAAGGAACAAAUAAAAGAUAAAAAAAUAAUAAAGGAACAAAUAAACCAGCUGCAAAACCAACUGCACACUUUAAAAGAUGAUAUUAAAAUGAUUGAAUCUCUAAAAAUGGAAAAUGAGAAUCUGAAGAAAUUGUUAAGUAGGAAAAAUUCGAACCUUAACGAGUAUGAACAGAACAUAAAUAAGCUAGAAAAAAAUAUUGGAAUGUUGAACGAUCGGAAUUUUGACUUGCGUAAGGAGAACACAAAUUUGUGUGCAAAUGUGAUGGCCCUAUCACGUUGCGAUGAUACGAUAAUUGAUCCCCUCGACUCGGGGCAAAAGGGAACUCGCUCAGGUGGCGAGGAAGCACAAAAUGGACAAAUAAUAACAGAUAGGGAAAACAAAAUAAAGGAUUUAGAAGCACACGUUGAUACAUUGAAGCAGCAAAUUUUUGAUCUAAACGAAGAGAUCUUCGACUUGAAGCAAAAGAAUGUCCAGCUGAAGAAAUCGGCCAUGGUGCGCAGCAGCAGUGGAGAUAUCCAAACGGUACAAACGGAGGCAGAGAAAAUAUAUGUAGACAAAAUUAACCUGCUAAAAGGGAAGCUAGAAGAAAGUAAGACCAAAAUUAACAUGCUUAACGGAUUGCUCAAAACGUCCAAUAGUCAAACUACUCAGUUGAAUAAGAAGGUCAGGACGAUACUGAGAGAAAAUAAAACCUGGCAGAAAAAAUAUGAAAAAUGUCUCACCUAUUUGGAGAGCCUUAAGGGGAAAUACGAUGAGGAGGUUUUAAAGCUGCAGAGAGGGAAGUCCCCAUUCGUUUUGGGUGCAUCCAGGGGGGAGAAUCCGUCACCUCUGUGUAGUGGGGCAAACUGGCUCAACGGACAAAGCGAACAGGAUGCUCUUAAUGUAGAUGAUCCAAUACAACAAAAUUGUCGAAAGUCACUCGAAGGGGAAAUUUACCCAUCUGAAAAGGCUUCCCGUGAAGAGGAAAAAAAGGGAGAAAUCGAACUCGUUAACAGCGCAAAUACGAACGGUGCUUCCCCAGGACGGAUGGACAAUCACAUGAGAGGAAGCUUGAAUCAUAAACAUGAAAAAAAAGAAGACGAAAAUGAGGGUAUGUCCUACAAAGUUUCAAAACUUAACGGUGCAGAAUCCGAUAGGAAGAUUUUCUUCCCCUUUGGUGAAAACUCAAAUGCCAGCUUCAACUUGGUUCACAACGAAAACAAGGAUGUCAGCAUAAAUGACAUCUUCGAAAUUGAUAACAUCACGAGAGAUAUCCAUCGUAUGUUCUCCGAUAAUGAGGAGAGUGUAAAUGGGAAGGGGGAAAACGGGUUCUACUUCACCGAAAGGGAGAGGCAGCAUUACUCUGAAAAAGUAAAGAAAGCCGAGGAGAGAGGCCCAACGGAGGGAGUCUUAAAAAGUAUGGAAAAAAUAUACGUAGCGAAUAAGAUAAGGAAAAUGAACGAAGAUAUGCAUAAAUAUAUAGUUCAAAGGAAAGAAAAAUUGGACAACUUGUACGAUGGAAAUUUAGUGCAUCAGGGAAAACCUCAGAACAAGGGAAACAUCCAAGGGGAUCGUUUAGAAGAAGGUCACACUAAAUUGGCACUCAAAGGAAAGGAAGACUUGAAUGACGUCACACAGGUGGAUUACUCCACAACGGACCAGGUGUACUAUCCGUAUGGAAUGCCACAGGUUCCCCAAAGGAACGUGCGGGGCGACCCCAUCAACGUCAGCGAUACACAUGUAGUAAGCGGCAAGGAGGACUCCUGUGUUGUGAAUAACCAUUUAAGAGCCGGAAACGAAACGAACAUGUCGCAGCGCGGGGGAUUCACAAAUGUCUCAGACCACUCGGUGCAGAAGAACGAAAACAAUUUGAGAAGUGUGUUCAGGUACAAAAUAAACGGUGAGGGGGAAGAUGUGCAGAUAGGGAACUCCAUUGAGGGCGAUCACCCGCAAAGUCAGCAUGGAACAGCAAGCAGCAUCGCCAAAACGCAGCAAAGCGGCAUAAACGAAUUGAGCAACUCCAAAUAUGGUAGGCAGCUCAUGGAAGACAUUUACACUAAGGCAGAUGCGCAUAAGUUGACCAGCCCAGGUAGAGAUAACACCUUAGUAUAUGACAAUGAAUCGAAGAAGAACCUUUUGAAUGCUUCGAGGUAUAACCCGUAUGAACAUAAAAACGUGUCAGGUGGCACCACCGCAGAUGUAAAGAGGUGGGAUAUUCCGAGAGAGGAGAUAAUGAAUGACCCCUAUAGGAACGAUGGGGUAAGGGCCGAACCGAACGGAAAGGACACAAAUGCUCAAAACAAAAAGUCGCAGGCAUGGAUAAUCGACCUCAAAAAUAAUGAAGUGUUUCCGUAUAGGAAGUUGCAGAAUACACUCCUAACGGAUGAGGAGACAGACGUGAAUUCAGAAGGGGGUCCCAAAGGUGGUCAAAAUAUGGCCCCAAGAAAUGGUCAUGCUGGUCCGAAAGGCGCGAAGAAAAAGGCAAAGGCAGCAAAGCACACUCAGCAGGGAGAAAAGAAGUAUGGGGAAAAUAACCGCAUGAAGAACAACACAAAUUUUAGGACAUUCCCGCGCGAUCAGAAAUGCACAAAGGGACAGUCCGCUAAAAAGGCGAGGAGUAAAGAAAAACUACACCUGCUUGUUAAUAACAUCUCUAAGCUAGUUAAGAACAAAAUAAAGGAGGAACUAAACAACAAAAAUAUUCCCAAGGAUAUACUAAACUUUGAGAUUACAAAAAUAAAAAAAAAAGCAAAUGGGUCAAAGGACAGCUUGAAUAAUAAACGGCAGGACACCACCAUCAUUUUGAGCAGUGAUUCCAUGUCCCUAUCGUCCGAAACGCUGAAUGGGACCUUCGAGACGGAAGACAGUUGUCAGAAGAGCGCAAAGUGGCAGAAUGAGAAUGCAGCUUCUUCCGCGAGUGGAAGGGGCACACACAUGCACGCAAGUACGAAUUCCGCAGGCAGCUCCAUGGAUAUCAAUUUGGGAAAAAUUAGGGUUGAAGGAACCAGAGAAAUGUGUGAAGCGCAUCGUACAAAUGGUCCAGAUAGCGCAAAUGCAUCGAGACAGACAAGCCAUAAGCAAAGCGCAAGUGAGUUGUUUGCCCGUGAAAAAAACUCCCCCCUAGUGAGCAAAGAAGACUAUCUAUAUGAUGAUUUACUGUCCACCAAUUUCAUGUUAAAUGACAUCAGCCUUAACAAUGCCAUGUGCUUUGGUCCCAAUUUGAUUGGCAUCGAACAAACGAUUCCUCCCGAGUUGACCCUUGCCAACAUGGAAGGGGAAGAACUCCACUUGGAUAAGCUCCCCAGCCCCUACUUAGACAAUAUGAAUUUAUGUCACCACGAGGAUAGAAAUAAAAAUUUGCAGUUGGGUCAUAAUAGCUAUAUGGAGAUGAACUCUUCCAGAAAUGGGAACUACGGAGCUUUCGGUUCCAAACCGUUCGAUUGCAACCAUGCCAAUGCGCAGAAGACAAACAGGAAUCAGGUCGCAAUUAAUGGCGAUUUAGAUAUGAACAUAGGGAUGAUUCAUAACGGGGUUGGAGGCCAAAUGACUGCACAUGCACAUGAACAUGCACAUGCACACUAUGGGGUCAAUAAAAGCGUCAAAAAUGUGAACACACGGGACAACAACAUUUUCCAAGUUGAGAAGCUAAACAGCUCCUACUUGUUCGACAUUAACUCGCUGAGGCCAGAAGCGAAUCCCCCAUUUUACGAUAGCGCCUUUUUAAAUUACAACCAGCUGGAUAGAACCGGUGUGAAGGCGGGAAACACGAAAUGCACGUUGGGAAGCAGUACAGGUAUUCCUAACUUUUGUAAUGAGGGAAGGAGUACAGUUGGUGCAAACCCUAAUGGCUUACAGGGUGCAACCCCUAAUGGCUUACAGGGUGUAAACCCUAAUGGCUUACAGGGUGUAAACCCUAAUGGCUUACAAGGUGCAUACCCCAAUAGCAGGCAUCUGCCCCCUCCCAACUGCAACAAAGCCAUAUCGCAUAGUCAACCGCAAAGAGGUGAUCAACCCUGCGAAGAGAAUGGCACGAACGGCACGAGCGGCACGAGCGGCACCAACGACACUAAGGAUAGGCAUGAGAGCGGAAAGAUAAAAGAAAAUUCGCGAGGCAACCAAAAGGGGGGCCUAAAAAAUGCUAGGAGGUCCAAAUCGGUGGACGUUAAAAAGGUAGGAGUGAGAAACAGUUUAACUAAUGACACCCUUUCGACGAAGCCAAAAAUGAAGACACAGAUAUUCAACUACUCUGGAAAUAAAAAAAACGGACUGAGAGAUAUGUCAACAUAUGCUGAUAAAGUUCUUGAGGACAUGAAGUCACUCAUCCCGUCGAACGUUAGCAGCAUAGUUGAGAAAUCACCUAAGGGGGGGAAGGUCAGUGGUAGUGUGAAUGAACUGGUUCCUAUUAAGUGCAGUUCUAAUGGGAAGAUGAACCAUAGUAGGAAUCCCAACUUUGGUGAUGAAGACAAGGUAGGCAUAUUGGGCAAAGAAAAUGAUAAACUGAACUUCCACGGAGGGGGGGGAGGUAUUAUUAAGGGCAGUUCUGCAGAUGCCAAUUUGGGCGCUAACAUCAGGACGUCUGAUUUGAGCCUUACAUCACAGGAUACGCUUCCAUCAUUUCGCACCAAGGAACGAGAAAGGGGAAACUCUCUUGGAAAGUACAACAUGGAAGACAACGGACAUAUGGGAGGCAUAAACAAAUCGAAUGGUACGCAAAGGAAUGACUAUUUUUUAGGGGGGGUACAUAAUGAGGACGUACUGCUAGACAAGCACUACUCUCGUGAUAGAGCGCAAAAAAAAAACAUCAUUUCGUUGGAAGAAAAGAGUAGUAAUGAGCAUGCAAAAUUAAAUCCCCAUUUAGGUAAUAACAUGGGUGACAUAACCUUCGCUGACAUUGGGGACCUUCCAGUGAACGCAUUUGGGCUAGAUAAUAUGCUAAAGGAAAUCCACUUAAAUAGUUAUGCAAAUAACGGAAGCAAUGUCUUAGGUAAUGCCUUAAUUCCCAGUCCUAGUUUUGCAGAAAAUGGCUUAAAUUACAAGAACCGUAUGGAAGAAAAUCAUCAGUUUCAGUCCGAAACUCGCAAGAGCUUAAGUAGCUUCCGAGAGGCUUUAAAAAAGCAAGGCAUUUUGGGUUAG
Molecule: messenger RNA, 5418 nt
Organism: Plasmodium cynomolgi strain B
Lineage: Eukaryota; Apicomplexa; Aconoidasida; Haemosporida; Plasmodiidae
Exons: 2
Coding region: 1-5418 (1805 amino acids)
Source: RefSeq, a predicted model, not a curated record